AUGGGUUUCAUAACAUGGUCACCAAGCCAUACAUGGCAACCAACAAUGACAACAGAUACAACUACAUCAAGUUAUUGGUUGAAUUGGAGAUUCUUCUUCUGUGCACUAUGGAUAUUAAUCUCAAUGAGUCUAGCAUCAUAUUUAAUAUUCAAGUAUGAAGGAUUCAACAAACAAAGGUCUUCCGAGAGACGCGAAAAUCAUCAAGAUACAGAUGGAUUGUUAUAUGAAGAUGAAGCUUGGAAUACUUGUCUUAUAGGAAUUCAUCCUUCUUGGCUUCUUAUUUAUAGAAUCAUUUCUUUUAUUGUUCUUUUGGCUUUGAUCAUUGCUAAUGUUUCUGUUGAUGGACCUGGCAUAUUUUACUACUACACUCAAUUAACCUUUACUUUGGUCACUAUUUACUUUGGGCUAGGAACAUGUUUUUCUAUUUAUGGAUGUUUAUUAAAGCAAAAUGAAUUUAGGGGAAGAACAGUGAAUGGUGCUUCUUUAGAUGCAGAAUUUCAUAUCAGGAAAAUUGCUGGUUUAUGGGGUUACAUUUUUCAAAUGAUUUAUCAGACUUGUGCAGGUGCAGUGUUUCUCACUGACUUUGUAUUCUGGUUCAUCCUAUAUCCACUAAGAACAUCCAAUCAUUACAGUCUUGAUUUUUUGGUUUUUUGUAUGCACACAAUCAAUGCUGUUUUCCUCAUUGGUGACACAUCAUUGAAUUGUAUGAGAUUUCCGGUUUUUCGAUUCGCUUAUUUUGUGUUAUGGACAGCUACAUUUGUGAUUAUUCAGUGGAUUAUCCAUGCUUGUGUUACAGUUUGGUGGCCUUACCCUUUUCUUGAUUUGUCAUCUUCAUAUGCACCUUUAUGGUACUUGGUGGUGGCUCUGAUGCAUUUUCCAUGCUAUGGCUUAUUUAUUUUGAUAGUGAAAUUGAAGCAUUUUUGGUUAUCUAGAUCAUUUCCUGGAUCAACAAGAAUUGUACAUUGA
Molecule: messenger RNA, 966 nt
Organism: Vicia faba (fava bean)
Lineage: Eukaryota; Viridiplantae; Streptophyta; Magnoliopsida; Fabales; Fabaceae
Source: the annotation of a GenBank genome assembly